Messenger RNA from Oryzias melastigma (Indian medaka), 4509 nucleotides. It is a transcript of the gene pcsk5b, whose product is annotated as proprotein convertase subtilisin/kexin type 5b. The transcript is spliced from 21 exons. Gene Ontology annotation, biological process: peptide hormone processing. Gene Ontology annotation, cellular component: trans-Golgi network; Golgi membrane. Gene Ontology annotation, molecular function: serine-type endopeptidase activity. The record is from RefSeq and is a predicted model, not a curated record. The coding region runs from base 531 to 3296 and encodes 921 amino acids. Lineage: Eukaryota; Metazoa; Chordata; Actinopteri; Beloniformes; Adrianichthyidae.
CGCCGCUUCAGUUGUUUCUACUCUCCGGAGUGUCAUCCAGUUACUUGUGGGGAGGCGCUGUAGCCAUUUCGCCACAUGAGAGCCCGAUGUGCUGAGCGACCGACAGCCGAGUAGUUCAAAUCAGCUUUGAGGAGCUCUGCGCGCACACACGAACUCCCGGCGUCGUGCGCGAAGACGGCGCGCACACACACGCGCACUUCCUCCUCGUCAUCCGUGGAAAAAAAAGGGGGAAGAGAGGAACCAAGAGAGGGCAACUUCCAACUCUCCCAUGUGGAAAUCAGAGGUUUGAGGAUAAGGUGGAAUUUUUCUCUUCGGGGCUGUCCUGAUCCCUCCUCUGCCCCUCUUUUCCCCCCUUUUUUGGAUUAUUUUAUUUUUAUUUUUUUUUUAUUAUUUAUUUAUUGUUGUUUGCCCGGAUAUUGAUGUUUCUAUGAGAGUCCUGGUCGGUGAGAAAAGAAGUUUGGUUGUUUGCCUGGUCGGAUGAGGAGGAGGUGGAGGAGGAGAAGAAGAGUCUGGUUUAAAAGUGGGGGAAGAUGGUCCACAACGGCGCUUGGAGGAGAAGCUUGCUGUGCGUCCUGGCGCUCAGUCUCGGCUUUGCGUCCCCGCCGUGCGACGCUCGGAUUUACACCAACCACUGGGCAGUGAGGAUAGCCGGGGGACCCGACGUAGCCGACCGGAUAGCGGAAAAAUACGGUUAUAGGAACAUGGGACAGAUUGGUGAUCUCAGAGACCACUACCACUUCUUCCAUAGUCGGACUAUCAAGAGAUCAACAUUGUCCAGCCGUGGUCGUCAUAGUUUUAUCUCCAUGGAGCCAAAGGUGGAGUGGAUAGAACAGCAGGUGGUGAAGAGGAGGAUCAAGAGGGAUUACAAGCCAGUCCCACCCCAUUCUCUGACAAGUCCCGCCCACAGCAACCAGGCCCAAAACAACAUAUUCUAUAAUGACGCAAAGUGGAGCAGUAUGUGGUACAUUCACUGUAACGGGGACAUCCACAACUGCCAGUCGGACAUGAACAUCAUGGGGGCGUGGAAGAGGGGCUUCACGGGUAAAGAUGUGGUCGUGACCAUACUUGAUGACGGCAUUGAGAGGAACCACCCAGACCUUUUUCAUAACUACGACCCUCAAGCAAGCUACGAUGUCAACAGCAAUGAUCCGGAUCCCAUGCCUCGAUAUGAUGCAACAAAUGAAAACAAACAUGGUACACGGUGUGCGGGUGAAGUUGCUGCAGCUGCAAACAACUCUCAUUGUAUUGUGGGAAUUGCCUACAAUGCCAAGAUAGGAGGUGUUCGGAUGCUGGAUGGAGAUGUGACGGACAUGGUGGAAGCCAGGUCACUGAGCCUUAACCCUCAGCACAUUGACAUUUACAGCGCCAGCUGGGGACCUGAUGAUGACGGGAAGACUGUGGAUGGACCGGCGUCUCUGGCCAGGCAGGCCUUUGAAAACGGCAUCCGCACGGGGAGGAAGGGCCGGGGCUCCAUCUUUGUGUGGGCGUCAGGAAACGGGGGGCGCAGCAGAGACCACUGCUCCUGCGACGGCUACACAAACUCCAUCUACACCAUCUCCAUCUCCAGCACCGCUGAGAGCGGACGCAAGCCCUGGUACCUGGAGGAGUGCUCCUCCACACUGACCACAACGUACAGCAGCGGGGAGAACUACGACCGCAAGAUUAUCACAACAGACCUGAGACACCGUUGCACAGACAGUCACACGGGGACAUCGGCCUCGGCUCCCAUGGCCGCUGCCAUCAUCGCUCUGGCCCUAGAGGCAAAUUCUGAUCUGACGUGGAGAGAUGUUCAGCACAUCAUUGUGAAGACCUCUAGAGCCGGCCAUCUCAGCGCCCCCGACUGGAAGACUAAUGCUGCUGGCUACAAUGUCAGUCAUCUGUACGGCUUCGGCCUGAUGGAUGCGGAGGCCAUGGUCAAGGAGGCGGAGCGAUGGAAGCACGUCCCGGCACAGCAUAUCUGUGUGGAGAGUGCAGAUCGACAAAUCAGAACUAUCCGUCCGGAGCACGUGGUUCGUUCAGUGUACAAGGCAACUGGAUGUGCCGACAACCCCAACCAGCAUGUGAUUUACCUGGAGCAUGUGGUUGUACGCAUUACAAUCACACACCCUCGUCGCGGUGACUUGUCAAUCAACCUGACGUCACCCUCAGGGACCAAGUCUCAGCUGCUUGCAAACAGGUUGUUUGAUCACUCCAUGGAGGGCUUUAAGAACUGGGAGUUUAUGACCACACACUGCUGGGGAGAGAAGGCAGCCGGCGACUGGGUCCUAGAGAUCUACGACUCACCUUCUCAACUUCGCAGUCAGAAAGUGCCUGGCAAGCUGAAAGAAUGGUCGUUGGUGCUAUACGGAACCUCUGUGAACCCAUACUCGUCCCCACACGUCGAAAAGCCUCGCUUUGCGGUUCCGUCCCCUGAAGACGACGUCACAGAGGAAUACAACGGACCCUGUGACUCUGAGUGCAGUGAUAACGGCUGUGAGGGCCCAGGACCCUACCAGUGCAUUAACUGUCUGCAUUACUUCCUCAAGUUCAAAAACAACACCAGGAUGUGCGUCUCUGACUGUCCCAGUGGCUUUUUCCGUGACGACAGGAAGCGUUGCAAAAAGUGCUCCUCCUUGUGCGAGACUUGUGUUGGGAGUCGCAGCGAUCAGUGCACCUCAUGCAGGCCUGGUUUCCACCUCAACGAGGGCACCAACACAUGCGUUGCCAACUGCGCCGACAGCUUCUACCUCGAUAACGUUUCCAACAUUUGUAGAAGAUGCCAGGAGAACUGUAAGAAGUGUACAGCUGCCAAUAUCUGCACAGAGUGUAAACCUGGAACGAGCCUUCAAGCAAACAAGUGUCAGAUGACGUGUGAUGCAGGUUCUUACUACAACGGCCACAGGAGGACAUGCGAGCCCUGCCAUCGAGCCUGUGCCACCUGCGCAGGCACGGGUGUAGAGGCGUGCACCAAGUGUGCUGAUGGCUACUUACUGGAGGACUGGCGGUGUGUGUCGACUUGCAGUUCUGGUUACUACCUGUUUGAGCAGAGCUCAGAUAACGGGCAACCACAGAGGUCCUGCAAGAAGUGCGACAAUAGCUGUUAUGAGUGCUCGGGGCCCGGUGAACGAAACUGCAGUACCUGCGUCAGUGGUUACAAUCUGGAGGCGGGAGCCUGUGUGGUCAGCACCAUCUGCAAAGAUGCAAAUGAAGAAUCUUGGGCGGAAGGCAGCUUCUGCGUCCUUGUUAAAAAGAACAAUCUUUGCCAGAGGAGAGUGCUGCAGCAGCUGUGCUGCAGAACGUGCUCGCAAAAGGGUUGACGGGACGCUGACACCGGGCGAAAAGGGAGUCCGAGGUGGGGUGUGGGGCACACGGGGGGCACCCCGCCCUCUCAAAGCCUCUGCCCACGCAUUCACAGUCACAUAAUUUAUAAGAGAAUCUGUGCCUCUUUACAAGGACUGCAUCGGAGGUGCGAUGACAGGACUACAACAAACCUACCUUUUUUCUGUACCGGGACGCAUGUGGUCAGGAUGCAAAAACGACUGGGACUUGCUUCAAGAAGAAAUGAAAACAAAACAAACAAAAAGAAUAAAAGUGUUGGUAUUCUGUGACCAAAGCAUCGAUGCCAAAAUAAUUGAGCGUUCUUUUUUUCUUGCCAGUGUACGAGGCACAGCUAAAAACAGCAUAAAAAACAUGAGCCACUCAGCCUGUGAAUUCUGUGCAAAUUAUUUUUCUUUUUGAUUGUUUUGGCUCCUCUUCCUCCUUUCUUUCCAGUGUUAACAAUAAAAAAAAAUGGAAAGUGAACUUGCAGUAGGAAAGGCCAUGAUUUUCUGCCUGUAAAUAUAAAAGAAAAAAAUGCACACUUAGUAAUGUGAAUAUAAUGCAUGUCUGGGCUGUUGAGGGGGAGAAGAUAAAUCCACACUUUCUGUAUGCCACACAUACAAAUUUUUCACACACACCUAUAAACAUGAUGGCAGAAACGCAAAAUCUGAUUUUAUGGUGUUACUGUACGGCGAAAAUGUAAAGAAACACCGGAUUUUAUUUACUAAAACAGAAGAAACCCGCCCCUUGAAUAAUGUGUGUUUGUCUUUAUUGCUGUUUCUAGGAGAAUGCCAUUUAUUCUUGAUGUAAGCCCAGACAGCAUUGAUUAUUUGAAAAGCUAUGACAAACCCAGUCGAAAGUCAUUCCUUCCAGAGCUUUCUGCCAGGAGGGAAACUCUGCAGUAAAUUAUGAUGAGUUCGCGGUACUAGGGAUGUACCGAUGCCAACUUUUCACACUGAAGAAAGAAACCUUUAGCCUGAAAUUCUGUUCUGUUGCCAUCCAUCACAGUGAUUUAAGGAUUUUCUGGGGUAUUUUUUUUUUCAUUUUGUUGAACAAGAAAACGACUCGAUCUCAAAGCAUCUAAAACUUUUUUCCACAUGCCAUUGUAACGCCACUGAAGGGAAACUUCUUUGUCCAGUCGAUGAUAUUUUAGCUGUAUCGGUGCAUCCCUACAUGUUACUGUCCUGAAAUAAAAUAGUUUUAGAAGUUUUC